Molecule: messenger RNA, 750 nt
Organism: Gigantopelta aegis
Lineage: Eukaryota; Metazoa; Mollusca; Gastropoda; Neomphalida; Peltospiridae
Exons: 6
Coding region: 1-720 (239 amino acids)
Source: RefSeq, a predicted model, not a curated record
AUGGGCCUCAAUCAGACAUCGUACGACGUGAAUAUUGCCUGUACGAAGAUAUAUCAGCGUCACUGUGGACGUCCUACGUUGGCGACGUCUAUCAGGAUUCUACAGCUGCAAACUCCAAAAGAGUGUGCCAAACUCCCCCACGACCCCGUGUCUGUUGUGACUGUGACACCUCCACUAGAAAUGACCUGUUCCAAUCCCACUGCCCUAAUGAACCACGUCUACAACUGUUUAUUCAGCAAGCGCGAUGGAACAAAUGCCGUCUGUAGUGAUUCCUUCUCAAAAGACAAAGCGGCAGUCUGCCUGGUGGGUGUUACCGAACAGUGCUUCAAAACAACUCAUCUUUCUGCCGAGAAACUUAACAAGGGAAUAGAAAGACUCUGUGAAAAUGAAACAGAUUUCAACUCCACCUGUGUUAUGAAUUAUCUACGUGAUGGGCGUCAUUGUUUUGACAACACGACUAUGACAACAGCAACACCAGAAGGUGUCUGCAAGUAUCUCAGUGACGGGUCGAACUGUCUGUUCGGAUUGGCUGAGGUUUGCGAGAAGUCUACGUCACGUAUUUUAAAAAUCAUACAAGAUCACGUGACACCAGCGGUUUGCAGCCCGCAAAUAUUGGCCUCUCCAAAUCGAGAUACUCGACCACAUACAGAUUCUGGGGCCUGUCUGCAGCCAGUUGUUUUCUUCACUUCACUUAUCAUGGGGCUGCAUGUGAUAUCAUAAAGACAAAAGAACCAAUUAAAAAACCAAAAA